Molecule: messenger RNA, 2314 nt
Organism: Nematostella vectensis (starlet sea anemone)
Lineage: Eukaryota; Metazoa; Cnidaria; Anthozoa; Actiniaria; Edwardsiidae
Product: probable glycosyltransferase STELLO1
Exons: 3
Coding region: 161-1552 (463 amino acids)
Source: RefSeq, a predicted model, not a curated record
CUCGUUUUGAUGAAAAGCACAGCGGUAGAAAUGUGAAGUGAAGCAAGCGAUAAACUUUCGCAAACUUUUGUUGAAAAAUAUGGUAUUUUUUGCACUGUUUAGGGCAUGUGAUACACUGAUUAGAAUGGAUUAGAAGGUAGUGCCUACUGUCUCUUCAAAGAUGGAAAAAAAUAAUCCGCCUCUACUAUUCAUCCUGAAACGAUGCCUUUUUCUUGCCAGAAAAGAAGUGACCAAGCCAUGUAUGCUGGCUCUUGCCAUCUUACAGAUUAUUGUAUGUGUAUCGCUGUACGAGCUAUACAAUCAUCACCUAAUAUUUGUGAAUAUAGAUCCAGAUGAUUAUGCACAAGAUCAUGGAAUGGUUCAUGUGUCCAAGAAAUUGCAUAUUGACUGGGCCCAUCUAGACAUGCUGAAAUCACAAGGCACAUUAAUAGACUGGGAAAAAAUAGAGCUUUUGCCAAAGUCAUUGGACGAAAGACAUGAUAGAUGGGUUGUUCUCACUACAGUUCAUGAGCCAACAAUUGCAGCCAAGAGACUUGCAGGCUUAGAAGGCUGGCGUACUGUAGUUAUAGGAGACGAGAAAACACCACCAGACUGGAGUCAUUCAAAUGUCAUCUAUCUCGACCUUGACAAACAGAAGAGUCUGGGAUAUGAAAUCUCUAACCACAUUCCAAAGAACCACUACAGUAGAAAAAACAUUGGUUACCUGUAUGCCAUCCAGCAUGGGGCAAACAUUAUCUAUGAUGCAGAUACAAACACCCAGCUUCUAAGAAAUAAACUUGGCUUUCAUCUGGAUGAAGACCCAAGAAAACUUUUAGUUUACAGUACCAAUCAUAAUAUUAUCAACCCAUAUCCACAUUUUGGGCAGAGUACAGUCUGGCCAAGAGGGUACCCAUUGGAAAUGAUUGGAGCACCCCCACAACACACAUUUGUCUUAUGUGAAGGGAUCAACCCUGGUAUACAGCAGGCAUUAUCCAACGGUGCCUCAGAUGUUGAUUCAAUAUUUAAACUUACAAGAAAUAACCACAAUACAGCUCUGAAUAUAACAUUCAAUGGGAAAUCUGAAAAGGUAGCUAUUCCACAUGGGGCAUUUUCAGUGUUUAAUGCUCAAAACACUCUUUACCACCAUGAUGUGCUAUGGGGUCUAUUGCUACCAGUGAGUGUACAGUCCAGGGUGACUGAUGUAUGGAGGAGUUACUGGGCUCAAAGGCUUAUAUGGCAAGUUGGUAGAAGCCUUGUGUUCCACCCUCCAAAUUCUCACCGAUCUCAACUUCCCCACGAUAAUCUGAGAACUCUAAGGGAGGAGCAGAUGCUAUAUUAUAAUACAGGAGAGUACUUGGAAUCCCUUCUUGAGUGGUCUAGUACAAAAUCUGCUGUUUUUGACCAGGUGUUGGAUCUAGGAAUUUUUCUUACCAGGAAGAAGUUGUGGAGUGUCCGUGAUGCACACCUGUUAGAGGCGUGGCUGCAUGACCUUAUUCGUGUUGGUUAUAUACCACCUUCUCCUCAGCCCAAAGUCCAUUGUUCUUCGUCAAAGGAUAUUUAUAUACCUCCAUAAGAAAAAAGUUACCCUAAAAAAGCUUAGAAAAGGAACUAGGCAAGAAACUGAGUGGUACUAAGGGGGGAAAGGUGUAAUUUACUAUACCAUGCUUAGAAUAGGAACAGGGUUGUGUUUUUUUUUCUCUUGGUUCCAGGAACAAGGGUGAGCAUGCAUUUUUGUUUGUGUGUGUUUACCCGGGUUAAAACGGUGAGCAUUCAUUCAGAACUAUUCAUUGCUCUCGGGGGUUCCUUUAUCUUAUUAUCAAUCUUGAAUGUCGUAGUAAAUGUUAUAUCUGAGAACGGGGAUGAGCAAAGGAAAGCAAGAGAUGAGCAAGGAAUAUGGACUUGUAUAUGGUAAACAGUAAAAAAAAUUCUUGGCCGAGAAUCGAACGUCGUCCAGAUCCGGUAAAAUGAAAAAAAUAUAUAUACCAUACUUCCAGACUUCCGCUGAAACACCGUAUGGCAGCAUAUAGCUUUACGGCUAAGCUAGAGAUUUCGGCCCCAGCACCGCUAUCUAAGAAACUGUACAACACAAAGGAACCUGAGGCACCCGCGCAUUAAUGGGGGAGGCAAUAGCCAGGAUCCCAGCCCUGUCUUGUCGGUUACGCCACGCACAGUUCGCUAAAAUUUACAUUGAAAAAUAUCGGGGUCUUUUUCACGCUUGCGUCUCGUGGGAAUAGGUGUUUUGCUAUAGUAAAUUAAAGACAAAAAUGCUUGCUCAAUCAAUCUAUCAAGCUGGGAAUACCAUUGGUUGAAUUUUAAAAUAAAAAGUAAUAUAACA